This is a messenger RNA of Volvox carteri f. nagariensis, 1393 nucleotides long. It is a transcript of the gene puf3, whose product is annotated as pumilio family protein. Gene Ontology annotation, biological process: post-transcriptional regulation of gene expression. Gene Ontology annotation, molecular function: mRNA binding. The record is from RefSeq and is a predicted model, not a curated record. Bases 37 to 852 code for a protein of 271 amino acids. NCBI's taxonomy places the organism in Eukaryota, Viridiplantae, Chlorophyta, Chlorophyceae, Chlamydomonadales, Volvocaceae. The transcript has 4 exons. Gene Ontology annotation, cellular component: cytoplasm.
GUGUUCCCUGAGGUGCUGACCAACAUUGUCGAGCUCAUGAUGGACCCCUUCGGCAACUACCUCGUCCAGAAGCUGCUGGAUCGCUGCUCGGAGCAGCAGCGGCUGGAGGUGUCCGAGCGGGGAGAGCUCGUUACUGUGGCGCUCAACACACACGGCACACGCGCAGUGCAGAAGCUCAUCGAGACGCUCUCCUCACGCGAACAACGUGCCAUCGCCAUCGAGGCGCUACGACCCGGCGUUGUGUCCCUCAUCAAGGACCUCAACGGCAACCACGUGGUGCAGCGCUGCCUGCAGCGAUUGGGACCUGAGGACAGCCAGUUCAUCUACGAUGCGGCCGUCGCGCAGUGCGUGGAAGUUGCGACGCACCGGCACGGCUGCUGCGUGCUGCAGCGCUGCAUAGAUUUUGCGACGCCGGCUCAGAAGCAGGCGUUGGUGCAGGAGAUAGCCAACCACGCCUUGGUGCUCAGCCAGGACGCGUUUGGGAACUAUGUGGUGCAGUACGUGUUAGAGCUGGGGCACCUAGAGACAUGUACGCAGGUCGUAUCGGCGCUGCGCGGCUCCUUCAGCUCACUCUCACUACAGAAAUUUUCCUCGAACGUGGUGGAGCGCUGCCUGAAGCUGGGCGGCAUGGACGCGGAGCGGGAGGCCAUUGUGCGGGAGCUCAUAGCGCCCACAAGCCUCUCACGGCUGCUGCAGGACGGCUUUGGCAACUACGUGAUCCAGAGCGCACUAAGCGUGACCAGUGGACAAAUACAUAACAUGCUGGUAGAGGCCAUCCGUCCGUACCUACCAACCCUGCGGGGGACGCCCCAUGGGAAGCGCAUUGUGCAACGCAUCAACGGCAAGGCAUGAGGUACAUGAACUACUCAAGAUGGGAAGGGGAGGAGGAUGAGGAGAAAGGGCUCGAAGAAAGAGGGAGAGGCGCGGCACUCGGCAUGCGAGGCACGCGGACUAGCGUGCCUUUCCGAAGAGGGUGGCGGUUGGCCGCAGGAUGGGUUGGUGCAAGCCGCAUGGAUAGGCGUGGCGGACUGAGUUGCGGCGUUGCAUGGCAUGGCGAAAGGUCUUUCGUUCCAAGGAUUGGUAAAGAAAAGCGGUACAAAACGUCGCUCGCUCGGUAUCGUGUCACACUGGGUGCUGUGCUCCGAGCUAAGAACGGGCGACCACGGCGUCUUCAGGAGAAACGGUAAAAACUGGUUGCUGCAGUGUUUUGCUUUAUCGGAGCUGAGUGCUAAUACCCGCGAUGGGGUUUAUAUCGAGUGCUUCCAUGCUCCAGCGGCGCGGUCACGACCUGGUUUUGUCGUUGUUUCUAGCCAGGAAGUCAGUCAGCUUGCCCUCAGUACGUAGGCUGUGGGUACAGAGUGUGGCGGGUGUGGAGGAAUUCCAGCUGGGUUGC